Durio zibethinus is the source of this 6290-nucleotide messenger RNA. Lineage: Eukaryota; Viridiplantae; Streptophyta; Magnoliopsida; Malvales; Malvaceae. The record is from RefSeq and is a predicted model, not a curated record.
CGUCAAUCAUUUAAUCACUGGAAACAAUUUUCAAAAAAUAAUUUUAAUGACAACAAAACGAGACACUCCUCUCUGUACUCCUCUUUUUCUAUUUCUCUGAGCUUAUUUUCUCCAACUCCUCCAUUUCUCUUUGGCUCUCCUAUGUUAGCUUUUUAGCUUUGCUUUUUGUGCCCCUUUUAAACUUCUUUUUUUUUUUUUUAAUUCUCUGCUAGAAUCUACAUUGUAAUUUCCGUCUAAAACUGUUUCAGUUGCCGCACUUCUCUCUCUCUCUCUCUCUCUCUCUCUCUUUUUUUAACUCUCUCCCCCUCAGAUCGAGUAAAAGCACUUAAAUCUUAGCUAAAGAACUUGCAGUUUGUGCUAGAUCCAGGCAUGAUCUUUCUCCUCAUAUAAUUCUCGUACCUCAACUUAUCUGCUGAACCUUGCUCUUUCUAAGGAAGGUGAUUGAAGUGGGAAGGACAAAAGAGCUCCCAUUUUUGUUUUGUUUUAUUUUUGUAUUCGGUUUGGUUUCAAAGGACCGAAAGAGACGCCUUAACUUAAGCGUUGGUUGCAGUGAGUGAGCAUUAUGAAUGUUUACAGCCUUGUUUUCUUUUUAACCAUGUUUUGUCGGUCACCAACCGAGGCACAAUCACCUCUCAUAUUAUAAUGAAAACGAUGUAUUAUAAGGAAUUAACUUAUUAUGAAGCUACAGGAAAUUAGCUUAUUUUGGUUAAGGAAGCUCAAUUAAGAUUAAGGAGCCCCAAUUUUAUUGUAAGCUUUUGCCUUUUGGUAUUUCUUAAACCGACAACAAAGUGGGAAAGUUUCAGUUUUGGGUUUGUUGAUUAGUACUUUCAUGGGGUUGCAUGAAACAUUUGUUUCUGAUUGCUAGGACUAGUGUUGUAGCUUAAAAUGGAGGACCCCGGAGCACAACCUGGUGAGGAUCCGGUGGUAAAGCCCCUACAUUUGGAGAACCCGUUUGCAGAAAGUCGAGCAGAAAGUCUGAAAAAGGUUACUAAAUCUGGGAAAUCUAGUGAAGCAGCAAAGUCAAAAGUCUCGACACCGGCCAGAUCAACUGUAUCUUCUUCAUUGCGAGCAUAUAUUUCUGUUGCGGUGACAAGAAGAAACAGCACAGGGGGCGUGCCUGAGAAGUCAUUAGCCACUAGUGCAAGACAGCAAAACAAUGCUGGUAUCCUUGCAGGCAAGAAACCCUCCACACCCAGCACUCCUUCGGCUACCGAGUUAGUUAGGCGAUCCUUACCAGAAGUCAGAAGAAGUUCACCGUCUUCAGUGACAACAAAACCCACAUUCCGAGCAAACCUUUCAGAGACUAGGAAGUCGGUUCCAGUGUCACCGGUGGGUCGCAGUUUAAGUACAUCGACUGCAUCUGACACAAUCAUACAAAAAACUGUGAGAAAGUCCGCUGUAAAGCCAGCACUAUCAGCAUCCUCUUCUUUGAAAAAGAUUACUUCUUCACCACUGGACAGCACUGCCAGUAGCACAAGUAGAAAGACAAUCUCAAAGGUUUCUUCUCCAACCACUCGAUUACCUACAGUACCCAGUGGUUUAAGAUCCCGGUCUUUGUCAUCAUCUCUGGGUAGGAAUUCUAAUUUAUCUGGGCGGAAGAAAGCAGUGAACCCAGAAAGUAGAGAUUCACGUUUCAUUGUUCUUCCACAGGUGGAGAUUAAAGCUGGUGACGAUGUGAGAUUGGAUCUUAGGGGCCAUAGAGUGCACAAGCUCAAUGCUAGUGGCUUGAACUUAUCACAAAAUUUAGAGUUUGUUUAUUUGAGAGACAAUCUCUUAUCAACACUGGAAGGGGUUGAGAUAUUGACACGAGUGAAGGUUCUUGAUUUGAGCUUUAAUGAUUUUAAAGGGCCUGGAUUUGAACCUCUUGAGAGUUGCAAAGCCCUACAGCAAUUAUAUCUUGCUGGGAAUCAACUCACUUCACUUGUAAGUUUACCUCAGCUUCCUAACUUGGAGUUUCUCUCUGUUGCUCAAAACAAGUUGAAGUCUCUUUCAAUGGCAAGUCAACCUCGACUACAGGUUUUAGCUGCAAGCAAAAACAGAAUAUCAACUCUAAAGGGUUUUCCUUAUCUUCCUGUUCUUGAGCAUUUGCGAGUGGAGGAGAACGCUAUACUUAAAAUGCCUCAUCUGGAAGCAGCUUCCAUCUUGCUUGCUGGACCUACCAUGAAGAAAUUUAAUGAUAGAGAUCUUUCCCGAGAUGAGCUGGCACUUGCAAAGCGUUAUCCUGCACAUACAGCUUUGUGCCUUAGGGAAGGUUGGGAGUUUUGCCGUCCAGAGAAAGCAGCAGACUCAACAUUUCAAUUCCUGUUUGAGCAAUGGAAGGAUCAUUUUCCUCCCGGUUAUCUGCUUAAAGAAGCCUCCAUUGACAAACCUUUUGAAGAGGAUGCUUGUUGCUGCCACAUUGUUUUUGUUCAGGAAAGCACACUGAGCAUCGAUCCAGAUAUAAUCUUAACGUAUAAAUGGUUUCUGGGAGAGAGAGCACUUUCAAAUUUCACUGCUAUUCCUGAUGCCAAUGCGGAGGUUUACUGGCCUAAACAUGAAGACAUAGAUAAAAUUUUGAAAGUGGAAUGUACUCCAGUUUUAGGGCAAACCGAAUAUCCUCCAAUUUUUGCCAUAUCGUCUCCAGUUGCACGAGGGAAUGGAAUUCCAAAGGUUGUAAACCUUGAAUUGCACGGGGAACUGGUGGAAGGUAAUGUAAUCAAGGGUCAUGCUAAGGUUGCAUGGUGUGGUGGGACCCCUGGGAAGGGUGUUGCUAGCUGGUUAAGGAGAAGGUGGAACAGCAGCCCGGUGGUGAUUGUUGGAGCAGAGGAUGAAGAGUAUCGAUUGACCAUAGAUGACAUUGACUCCAGUUUGGUCUUUAUGUAUACUCCAGUCACAGAAGAAGGUGCCAAAGGGGAGCCUCAAUAUAAGCAUACAGAUUUUGUAAAAGCAGCUCCUCCAUCCGUCAGUAAUGUCCAAAUUAUUGGAGAUGCUGUAGAAGGAAAUGUCGUCAGAGGAGUUGGCAAUUACUUUGGAGGAAGAGAGGGUCCCAGCAAGUUUGAGUGGUUAUGUGAGAAUAAGGAGACAGGGUUAGUACAAUUUUACAAUGCAGACUUCUUGUUGGUGACAAGUGGUACAUCUGAGUAUACUUUGACCAAAGAAGAUGUUGGGCGACGCUUGGCUUUCAAAUAUAUACCUAUAAACUUCAAGGGACAGGGAGGGGAAUCUGUGUCAAUAGUCUCUGGAACAGUGAGGAAACCUCCUCCAAAAGUAACAAAUGUUAAGAUAAUUGGUGAUUUGAGGGAGAACAGUAAGGUUACUGUGACUGGUACUGUCACUGGAGGUACUGAAGGUUCAAGCAGAGUUCAGUGGUUUAAGACGACUUCUUUGACACUCAAUGGUGAGAAUGACCUUCAAGCUAUGAGCACGUCCAAGGUUGCCAAGGCAUUCCGCAUACCUUUAGGAGCGGUUGGCUAUUAUAUUGUUGCAAAGUAUACUCCGAUGACUCCUGAUGGUGAAUCUGGUGAACCAGUAUAUGUUAUAUCAGAAAGAGCAGUGGAGACUCUUCCCCCUAGCCUAAAUUUCUUAUCUAUCACGGGUGAUUAUACUGAAGGCAGUAUACUGACUGCAUCAUAUGGCUACAUAGGGGGUCAUGAAGGGAAAAGUAUUUACAAUUGGUACCUCCAUGAGGUUGAAAAUGACACUGCUACUCUGAUUCAUGAGGUUUCAGGGCUUCUUCAGUAUCAUGUAACCAAAGAUGCAAUUGGUAAAUUUAUCUCCUUUCAGUGUACCCCAAUGCGUGAUGAUGGAAUAUUAGGUGAGCCAAGAACUUGCAUGGGACAGGAACGUGUUUGUCCUGGAAGCCCUAGAUUGCUUGCUCUGCAGAUAGUUGGAGAUGCUGUUGAAGGAACUAUUUUGAGUGUUGACAAAAAGUACUGGGGUGGUGAGGAGGGAGAUUCAGUUUUUCACUGGUUUCGGACUAGUUCAGAUGGUUCGCAAUGUGAGAUUAGGGGUGCCAGUUCCACAUUAUAUAUGCUGUCAGUGGAUGAUAUCAGCUUCUUUAUUUCACUCUCAUGUGAGCCAGUGAGAAGUGAUCGGGUUUGUGGUCCCAUUGUUCUUUCCGAACAAAUUGGACCUAUAGUAGCUGGUCUCCCUACUUGUCAGUCUUUGGAGUUUCUCGGAUCAAUGAUGGAGGGACAGCGUUUGAGCUUCAUUGCUUCAUAUAUUGGAGGGGAGAGGGGAGAUUGUUUCCAUGAAUGGUUUAGAGUGAAAAACAACCGGGUCAAGGAGAAAUUAAGUAUUGAUGAGUAUCUGGAUUUAAAUCUUGAUGAUGUGGGAAAAAGAAUUGAACUUGUUUACAUUCCCGUGCGCAAAGAUGGAGUCAAAGGGAAUCCUAGGAGCAUAAUAUCUGAUGAAAUUUCUCCUGCCAAUCCAGUGGGUUUGGACCUUGUCAUUCGUGAUUGCCAUGAGAACCAGGAGGCCAUCCCACAGAAAACAUAUUUUGGUGGACAGGAAGGUGUUGGAGUGUAUACUUGGUAUAGAACAAGGACUAAGCUGGAUGAGUUGGCAUGGACAGAUAUAUCUAGUACUUCUGAAGAUGUUGAUAUGUGUUGUCAAACAUUCUCGUAUACCCCAUCACUUGAAGAUGUGGGUGCUUAUUUAUCAUUACAUUGGCUACCUACUCGUGUUGAUGGCAGAUCUGGAAAGCCAUUAGUUGCAAUUUCCAACUCACCAGUUAUCCCAGCACAUCCAGUCGUCUCUAGUGUUCGCGUGGAGAAGCUGGCUUCAGGGAUAUAUUCUGGUGAGGGAGAAUAUUCUGGUGGAUAUGAGGGAUCAAGUCUCUUUUGUUGGUAUAGAGAAACUAAUGAUGGAACAAUCAUUCACAUCAAUGGGGCUAACUCUAAAACUUAUGAGGUCACUUAUGCAGAUUAUAACAGCCGUUUGUUGUUUGGGUACACACCUGUUCGUUCAGAUUCAGUUGUUGGAGAACUUAGGCUGUCUGAACCAACUGAAAUUGUUCUCCCCGAGCUUCCAAUGGUAGAGAUGCUUGCUCUCACUGGAAAGGCAAUAGAAGGUGAUAUACUAACUGCUGUUGAAGUGAUUCCAAAAAGUGAAAUCCAACAGUGUGUUUGGAGCAAGUACAAGAAAGAUGUCCGCUACCAAUGGUUCUUUUCAUCAGAAACAGGAGAUGGAAAAUCUUUAGAGCCUUUACCUUCACAAUGCUCCUGCUCUUUCAAAGUUCGGUUUGAGGACAUUGGUAGAUGCCUAAAAUGUGAAUGUAUUGUGACGGAUGUGUUUGGAAGGUCAAGUGCACCAGCAUAUGCUGUGACUGCUCCUGUAUUGCCAGGGAUUCCUAGAAUUGAUAAGCUAGAGAUUGAAGGGAGGGGCUUUCACACCAAUUUAUAUGCUGUACGUGGCACUUAUACUGGAGGAAAAGAAGGAAAAAGUAAAAUUCAGUGGCUUAGGUCAAUGGUGGGCAGUCCUGACCUUAUCUCCAUACCAGGUAAAACGGGGAGGAUGUAUGAAGCUAAUGUUGAUGAUGUCGGGUACAGGUUGGUUGCUAUUUAUACACCAAUAAGAGAGGAUGGCAUUGAGGGGCAACCUAUCUCUGCAUCAACAGAACCAAUUGCAGUUGAGCCUGAUGUUUAUAAAGAAGUGAAACAGAAGCUUGAUCUUGCAUCUGUGAAGUUUGAGGUAUUAUGUGACAAGGACCGCAAUCCAAAAAAGGUUCUAGGAGAAGGGUGUCUUGAGAGAAGAAUCCUCGAAAUUAAUAGAAAACGAAUCAAGGUUGUGAAGCCAGGUUCAAAGACUUCUUUUCCUACUACUGAAAUACGUGGAAGCUAUGCUCCUCCUUUUCAUGUGGAGCUUUUUGGUAAUGACCAACGUCGACUUAGAAUUGUGGUGGACAGCGAGAAUGAAGUAGACCUCAUGGUGCAUUCACGACACCCCAGGGAUGUUAUUGUCCUUGUGAUCCGUGGUCUUGCUCAGCGGUUUAAUAGUACAUCCCUCAAUUCUCUCCUCAAAAUAGACACAUAAAUUUGGUCAGAAAAUGUAAACGCAUCAAAAAGCAUUCGACUCUAGGCUUUUCGCUCUGUGAUUUCUCUCACCAAAGGUUUUUUCUUUUCUUCUUUCCCUUUCUUCCCACAAAUUUUUUUCUCAUUUUUAUAGGUGUCAAUAUUGCCCUCUUAAUGGUUUUUUUGCGUGUAAGCAAUAUUGUGCUGCGUUCCUUGUUCAAAACAUGGGCGAAGGUGGUAUUUCAUUUAUUAUAUAUAUCAUAAUUUGAAUGAUAAUCUAUUGGCUGUAAGACGAAAAGC